GGCCCAAAAUUUUGGCAUAAUUUUUAUCAGGGCGGGUCUCCAUACCCAGGAGACUCAAAUCAUAUCAGUAAUCUCAGCCCCUGAUAAAACACGUCCGAGCGGUAUUAACAUUACUCACCUGUGCCUAACAAACUGCGGAUGAGUAACAACCCGGUAUCUUAUCGGUGUGACCACGUUAUCAGAGUGUACCUGACGGGUACACACAACGUUUCGUCUUGAUUCACAUUACAAGAGUUGAGUGUUGCUCACUGGAAAAGAGCAGAAUGAAUCGUUUCGUGGGGAUUGCGUUUCUCUUCGUUCUAGUUGUUUGUGGCUCCCAGGAUGCGUCUACUACGGGGAAGACGACGGAAGGAGUCAAGGAGGCGCCGAGAAUGCCGACGAGCAUCGUCGGGCCCAUUAACAGCACGAGUGUUUGCCAAACGUGUGAUUGCAAAGCCGACGCAAUCAACUGCACAGCUCGUGGAUUAGAUAACAAUUUAGCGGAUGUCGUGUGGCCAGCGAUGAUUCUGAAGUCCAUCACCUUUGAAGGCAACAUGAUAGAUCACCUCAAGACAUUUCCUAACGUCACAAUCGAAAGAUUGAUCUUGAGUAGAAAUAAAAUCACUAAAAUCGAUGAUGCGGUCUUCAUUUGGAUAAAAAAUCUAACUGAGCUCGAUCUCAGUCAUAAUCAUCUCACCUCCACAAUUCUGCGACCGGAGAUAUUCCAGGGACAUUUCUCGCCGAUUGAGUGGGAGCCACUGGAGAAACUCCGAGUAUUGAAUCUUGCACACAAUAAUCUCCACACGCUCAAUCAGGAUCUGUUUGAGCAUAUAACCGAGCUCAAAGAUUUGAACCUCAGUGGUAAUCCUCUAUCCAUGAUUGAUCAUAGCAGUCUCGAUGCUCUCGGCGAUCUCAGUAUUCUCGAGGAAUUGGAUUUGAGUAAUUGUGAACUCCACAAUCUACCAGACACUCUCUUCCAUGUGCCCAAAGACACUCUGAAACGUUUGUACCUGAACGGCAAUCGUUUCUCUGAAGUGCCCCUCGCCCUGCAAGACGCAACAGCCCUCGAAUACUUGAAUAUGAAUGAGAAUCCGAUAAAAAUAUUGGACGGCUCAAAUUCAUUUCCUCACCUUCCGCACUUGAAGGAUCUGAGACUCCGUUCGAUGCGGGAGCUGACGGCUGUGGGAGCUGGCGCAUUGGCUAAACUCGAGUCUCUCGAGUAUCUUUACCUGGACGAUUGCCCGACGCUUAGCCGAAUCGACGAGGAUGCUUUAGUUAAACAUACCAAUCAUGGGGCGAUAUGGCCGCCUCUCAAAGGCCUCGAUAUUUCCGAUAAUGCCCUGGAGUAUAUUCCCGCAACUCUCCUGGGCCGAUGGGAUAAAUUAGAACAAUUAGAUCUCAGCAACAACCAGUGGGGCUGCGACUGCGAUAAUCAGUUUCUCGUGGGUAAUCUCUUACCAAAACUUGGAAAAACUCUCCUCGGCGAUAACGUCAAGACAUUGUACUGCGUCUCACCCCCAGAGCACGUGGGUAAGACACUGAUGUCUCUGUCAAACCGAAAACUUCGGUGUCCAGAUCUGUAUGGGGCACGUCCUGAACGCGAUGCGGCCCUUCUCGUGGGACUAAUGAUUGGAUUACUCUUGGCAAUUCCCAUCGCGAUGACAUUCUUCCUCCUCUGGCGGCGUGGCUACUUCUUCUGCAGCCCCCAACAUCCCGCCAGCUUCUCCAGAGCGUUUUAUAAACGCACAUCUAACGACGAUGAUUUCUAACAAUGCAAUGAUUCAUCUUCAAACAAUUGGCAUUUAUUAAAUUUCAUACAUCUGACGUACCGUCUGCGAUAACAAAAAUGUUUAAAAAAUAUCUAAAAUUUAUAAAGAACGUGUGAAAAUAUAUUAAUGACAUGUUCUAUGGAUUCUUUAAUAUGAAUUAGACUAUUUGAACAUUGUUUUAUAUAUUUUUUAAAUUAUGAAAUAUUUGCAUGAGAUUAGAAACCCAUUUAUUCUCCGAUUCAUCCUUCAUGUCUUUGAGAACAAAAAGCAGUUUAAAUUCUCAUAAAAUAAAAAAUUUUGUGUUUUCAAAAACGUGUCUAUAAUUCCGGUGUUUUAGUUUUUAAAAAAGGACACGUUUUUGGCAUAAAAAGUCUGGGAAAGUGAUAAAAGGUAAUGCGCCAUUUUUUAAAUAAAUAACAGCGAAAACAGUCGAUUUUAAGACAUUAUAUACUAAUGUACAUGAAAAAUAUUAAAGUGUUUUUAGAAUAUAAUUUUGAAAACCGUGAAAACUGUCCAAGGAAUUAAUGAAAAAAUGUAAAUCUUUGGUUGUGGAAAGAAACAAUAUUUUGCAAAAUAUAACAUAUUAAUCUAAAUGAAAAAAUAUCAAAAUAAAAAAUAGACAUAUUUAUAAAUGUACUAUCUAAACUAUUUUAUAAAAUAAAAUUUGAAAAAUCUUGA
Diachasmimorpha longicaudata is the source of this 2426-nucleotide messenger RNA. RefSeq names its product leucine-rich repeat neuronal protein 3-like. The coding region runs from base 264 to 1748 and encodes 494 amino acids. Gene Ontology annotation, molecular function: protein binding. The record is from RefSeq and is a predicted model, not a curated record. Lineage: Eukaryota; Metazoa; Arthropoda; Insecta; Hymenoptera; Braconidae. Gene Ontology annotation, cellular component: extracellular matrix. The transcript has 6 exons.